UCUUUUGUCUUAGUUCUCACUUCCUUGUUCGUCCUUAGGGACACGAAGGUAUGGGGGUGGAAGAGGGCAAAUCUGUUGCGAGCACUACGCCCGAGACCCACACUCCGACGCCUUCGGACUCUGCGCAAACUCUCCCUUCCGAUCCGCUGCCGCCUUCUUCUGCUGUUCCUCCGGCUGUUUCUGCUCCUCCGGCUGUUUCUGUUCCUCCGGCUGUAUCUGCUCCUACGGCUGUUACUGCUCUUCCGGCUGUUUCUACCCCACCGGCUGUUGUUGGUGGUGCUGCUGCUUCCGUUCAGAACAAGAAAAGGAAGCUCGAAGAUGGCGGUCUCCACAACUCCACUUACUUCAAGAUCCGGGCGGUCGUUAAAGAUCUUCGCCCCUUCUUUAUCGAGGUUCUCCAAACUCCUGACUUUCGAAAUUGCAAAGCAGCUACUGAAAUCCGGAAAAAGAUGAAGGUUAUGAUGGAUUUAUAUAAACAAAUGACAAUGGAGAGAAUCUCUAUGGCCAAGUGUAAGAAUUCAUUGGACGGUCAGACUUUGUCUAGUGAAACCAAGGAAAAGCAGAAACCAGCGGAAAAGCGCCAAGUGGAAAAGCGGGCAGAGCACCAUAAAGCGGACAAAAUCCCAGAGAAAUCAUCUGGAGGGAAGCAUCCCCCUGGGGGGAACUCUCAGAAGUUGGAAGAUGCUCGAGUUCAAGGUACAUAUGUUGUCGGAGGGUCACCCUGUGGCUGGAAUUUUAUAAUGUAUCCUGGUAGUAAACCAGUCUAUUAUGGGGUAACAAAGGAGUCGCGUCAAGUUGCAAAAUGAGCCAUUUGCAUUCUCGACGACAACACAAACUUCUGCAUCACUUUGGUAUCACCAGCCACGCCAGGUAAUUGAAAAUGGAUGGUUUUUAACGUCUGUAAAUUCUGAAUUUCUAAUACGAAUGACAUCAAAUUUAAGCAGGGAAGAAACGGUGCAAGGUGUGGCCUGGUUGGGGAACUUUUCAUUGUAUAAUUUUCAAAAAGUUAGUUCAUUUUCUCCUCUUGUUUUGCCUUGAAAA
Molecule: messenger RNA, 1041 nt
Organism: Macadamia integrifolia
Lineage: Eukaryota; Viridiplantae; Streptophyta; Magnoliopsida; Proteales; Proteaceae
Exons: 3
Coding region: 51-806 (251 amino acids)
Source: RefSeq, a predicted model, not a curated record